GCGACCCACGCGGCCGACAAGGAGCACCUUUGACUUCUGGCCUCUUCAUCACAGACUUCCGCGCUCGAUCAACCAGGUUUUCACCUCGGCGAAGUGCUGGCUACUAUCUCUCACCUCUAUCACCACUGCCUCCUUCUGUGCCGGCGCGGGGAUGGGACGGCGACCACCGACUUCGCGGCUGCACACCUUCAAGGCUGAACAAUGGGCGAGAGGAAGUCGCAUGUGAAGAGCCGCAUGGGCUGCAGCCAAUGCAAGGCGCGGAGGGUCAAGUGUGACGAAAAACACCCCGCCUGUGGCAAUUGCAGACGACGGCAAGAGCCUUGCUCUUACAGAAACCCAGAGCCCAGCGUCGCCUCUUCUCCGGACGCCAAUGGGACAGGAUUUGCCAAUGGACCGACUCAAUCUCCUCAAGCUCAUAUCAAGCAGCUCGAAUUGAUGCACCAAUUCUGCACCGAUACUUACACAACCCUGGCAUUGAAGCCUCAAGGAGUGGAAGUUCAGCAAUUCGAGAUUCCUAAACUGGCAUUCCAGCACGGAUUCCUACUCGACACCGUCUUUGCCAUCACUUCUCUUCACCUUGCUUAUUUACGACCACAUGAAGCUCAAUGGCGGAUGGCAGAUGCCGCCAGAUACCAGACGCAAGCCAUAGCAGCAACGCGACAACACGUGGCCAAGCUCGAAGCUUCACAAUGCCAUGCCAUGUAUUUCUGCUCAGCUCAGUUGGGAGUCAUCGCAUUGGCCUUCCGCGCUAUUGAUGUGGAGUCUACGGAUGCUUCUACCAUGACAGGGACUUUGCACCAGUUGUCGCAAUUGUGGCGCGGAACAUGGUCGAUCUUACUCGCUUCACGAGAACUCGUGCCACCCGAGCUCUACGAUGUCCUCUUCCCAGCGCCAGAGUGGGCACCUCCGACUGGCUCCCUUACACCCACUUUGGAAGCAUUUCUGGCCACCUUGAAAGCCAAAGCGAAAUCUGAUCCAGAUGCCAAAGACGUGAUUAUACCCUCCGAUCCGAUGGUAUCGAUGGAAAACCAAGCAAGCACAGGAUGUCUCAUAGCAAUCGGGAAAUUGGAAAUCCUCUUCCAGCUUUGCGAGCCAGAACCGUCUCGCAUCCUCGCUUACCUGGUCGAAGUGCCACAGGUGUUCUGGGACUUGGUUCACCAGCGAGAUCCUCUAGCAUGUGCUAUUUUGCUCCUGUAUAGUACCACUUAUCGAGUUCUCGAGGAUCACUGGUGGUCGAAAGGUAUCCGACAUCAGCUUACUGACGAGCUGUCGCCCAUAGUGGCGUCAGGAGAUCCGGAGCUCGCAGAAAUCGCCAUCUGGGUACACAAUGCUUCUACACCCUCCAGCGCCGACUGAGACACGCACUGUCUGUUCUCUAUUGAUUCUGGCCGAUGGUUUAUCGAGCCCUCUACCGUGAAAAAUGGGGCCAGGAAGGAAAUAACACUAUCAGAAGCGAAGCUUCCACUCGCAGGACAUGUCCCGCGAAACCGAAUGCUGGCAUCAUAGCCAGGAUGUCCGACUCUGUGUUGACAACAAAGCCACAUAGCUUCCAAGUUCAAUCAAUCAGCAAGACCAAGGCAAAUUCCGUCCCGGAGUGUCUACGCAUACAUACUCUAUCACCCAAGUCCAGGAUCCAUUCCAACAGCAUGACCUGAACGGCUUCUACGAUAGCAAGAUCUUGAAUUACAGCAGGCCAGGUUUAGCGGGCGAAAUGAGGAUCUCACGAGUGAGAAGCAUUAGAGCACCUAUGAUGAACGACUCCAUCACGAUCGACGCUGGCUCGUACGAGGUUCUAUGCACAAAUAUUGAGAUACGAAUUAAUGGAGAGGAAAACAAUGCCCUCCCGAAGGAAAGGUGGAGCUAUAAAGUAGUAAUGAUACGCCCCAGGGGAAGUGCGUUCACUGAACGACCCAGAGCGUGAGGGCCCAGCUAUUUGUUAGUGUAAGAACCAAGAAGGUCGAAAGCCUUUGAUCCGCAGCACGCGUCUGUACUAUUAUGUAAACUUUACUGUUUGAACCUGCCCUCAUGAGCAAAGUCUGCACAUCAUGAUACAAUCUAUUUCCGCUAAUAACAUAC
Molecule: messenger RNA, 2076 nt
Organism: Cercospora beticola
Lineage: Eukaryota; Fungi; Ascomycota; Dothideomycetes; Mycosphaerellales; Mycosphaerellaceae
Product: Zn(II)2Cys6 transcription factor domain-containing protein
Biological process (GO): regulation of transcription by RNA polymerase II
Molecular function (GO): zinc ion binding; DNA-binding transcription activator activity, RNA polymerase II-specific
Source: RefSeq, a predicted model, not a curated record